GAACCCACGCCACAGCAGUCACCAGAGCCAGACCCGCUGAGCCACCAGGGAGCUCUGCUCCUGUCUUAUUCUUUUCUGAUCACGAAAGAAACACACAUUCACGUAGCAUAGGAACGUCUAAGUCAGAAAGUUCCUCCAGAGAUAACAGCUAUCAGGUUGGAUGUGAAUUCUUCCAGAUCUUUCCACCAUAAAUAUGAUCAUAUACUAGCAUUUCCAUAAGGAGGUUCAUAAGAUGGUUCUGGGACGUCCUUCUAUUGCACGUGACAUCAGGGACUUCCAUGCAGACGCCUAUUUCAACUUCAUUGGUUUCCCCUGCCUCCCUUAACCCAGAGGUGUUUGGUCUUUGGGAGCCCGCAGCCCCUUGGGGGGCGGGAUGAAGGACAAGAGUACGAAAGCACGUCGCCCAAACACCUGAGCCUUCCUGACUCGGUCUUACCCCUUCAGCCUGUGCGCGGCGGCCGGGGGAGGUUAAGGAUCACUGAACCGGGUCCAGGAGGCUGGAAGGCCUGUGAACAUGGCUUUCUCGUCAUGGGGUGACCCACGGCUGGGGAGCCUCAGUCAGAGGGGUCCUGGGUCACUGCCCCCAUUGUGAGACCCAUCCGUGGGCUCCUCCCCAGGCCAGGGGCCCCUCCUCUCCAGCAUCCUCACCGCCAUCAGCUGACUCCAGCAGGGGCCAAACCCCUGGGCAACGCCAAGAGCCUCCCAGCCUCAAACGGGUUGGGUGACAUUCACUUCCUGGCGCUGUCCUCCGGGCCUGCUCCGUCAUUAGGAAAUCAGUGACAGCCGCGGGACGACGAGCCACCCGCCCAGCACCUCUGGUGGCUCAGACCUGCUCCACGGAGGCCCCGGGCGGACAGGCGGAUGCUGCUGGCCCUGGUCCCAGCCAAGACACAUCCUCCAGGGAUGACAAUCUGCCUUCGCAGAGGUUAAUCAGAAGUCCUCUCGCUGUCUCGGGCGGGCCUCUGAGAAGAAUCUGAGGAAUGACCGAGCCGUGGUGGGCGGCGGAAUGAGCUCAUGGCUCCCUGACUUGACGACAAGGCGGGCCGGCGGGCACCUGGACGCCUGCGGCCCCGGGCUCCGAGCGCCAUGUCCGAGGGGGAGAGCAAGGACAGCUCGGGCAGCGAGUGCCCCGUGUGCUACGAGAGGCUUCGCGACCUGGAGGGCGCCGGGCGCACGCUGAGCUGCGGCCACGUGUUCUGCCAUGACUGCCUGGUCAAGUACCUCCUGUCCACCUGCGUGGACGGGCAGGUCCAGAGGACCAUCGUCUGCCCCGUCUGCCGCUACGUCACCUUCCUCAGCAAGAAGAGCUCCCGCUGGCCCUCCAAGCUGGACAAGAGCUCCCAGACCCUGGCCGUGCCCGUGGGCCUGCCCCCUGGGCCGCCACCGGCCACCCUGGGCCACGCCACCCCCCCAGCCACCUCCCCGCCUGCCUGGGGGCCGUCCCCGAGCCAGAGCGGCCAGCUGCCCGUGGACCUGCCGCCCGGGCUGCCCCGGGAGCCGCAGAUCUUCGUCAUCAGCCGCCACGGGAUGCCCCUGGGGGAGCAGGACAGCGUCCUGCCGCGGCGCAGCCUGGCCGAGGUCUCGGAGGCCUCCCCGGCGCCCAGCUCCACCCGGUCCUUCUGCUGCCGCUCCCGGGCCCUGCUGCUCAUCACCCUCAUCGCUGUGGUGGCCGUGGUGGCCGCCAUCCUGCCCUGGGUGCUGCUGGUGAGGAAGCAGGUGUGAGAGAGGGCACCUGCAGGGGCUGCCGAGCCCGUUCAGAGGCCGCGCUCACGCGGCCGGGCUGGCCAUGGCCGUGGCAGGCGGGAGGCCCACUGGCAUCUACCCUUGGGCGGGGGGCAGCUCAGGCAGGGCAGGGAGGCAGGAUAUCUGAGGCCAGAGCUGGGCUGAGCCUGGGCUCUGGGCUGAAACGGAAAGUCCAGGUUCCAGGCCAGGGAGGGACGUGUGACGGGCGCCUCUGCCAAGAAGCAAGGGCGGCAGCGACCCCUCGGCAGAUGCUCUCCGCGCUCUCUGUGCUGGAACCAGCCAGGUGGGCAGGUGGGCUCAGCGGCUGGGAGGAGAGGUCCUUAUCUGCCAGGUGACCUCCCUGAGGCCAGGUGGGGUUCCGUGUGGGGGACAAGGAACUUCUGCUGGCACAUCUUGCUGGAUGGGGGCACAAUGGCAGGACCCCUCCAGGUCAGAAUCCACCCCCCCGGCCCCAGUCCUCUGGCUCCCUCCCAGGGACAGACAGAAAAGGUGGCAUGGGACCGAGAAUCUCAGCCCCCCUCCGUGAUCCUCAGCGCCAGGCCAGCGGGCACCCCCCCACGCCCAAUCACCAGCCUGGAAGGUCUUCCCUGAGGGGGAAGCUGACCUCAGGGGUGGCAGGCAGCCCUGGGGAAGGAACAGCAAAGGGGGGCUGAGGCCACACCAGGAGUCGGGGGUUUGCUGACAGAGGCCAGCAGAACGGCCCGCCUAACAGAGCCCAAGGGCUCCCCAAGCCUCCCAGGGGGUUUCAAGGACAGCCCAGAGGGCGGCGAGGGCAGAGGAAGCCUGGUGGCCAGGACCUGCGUCAGCCGAGAACUAUGCGGGUGGUGAACCCCUGGGGGCUCCCGCCUCCCUGCCAGCCCAGGUCCUCCUCCUCCCAGGGACCAACCACUCAUUAGAGGCCACACCAGCCGGGCCAGUUUCCGAGGUGGAUUCCCCGGCUGAGCUGGGCGAGGAGGGUGGGGAGGAAGACAGCUGUGCCCGACAGGGACACUACUGUCACUUCACCUGGGGACCCCGCCUGUGCUGGGGAUCCCUGCUGAGGACACUAGAAGAACCUCUGGUCGGGGCCUGUCUGGGCAGCAAGCCUUUCAGGAGCAGCUAUUUCCUCCUUAUUAAGGCCCAUUAAGUCAGGGGGCCGACAUCUUAAUUUUAGGGUUAAAAACAGCAAAUCCCUCAAGCCACUCUCUCAAAGAGGUGGGUGUUGGAAGCCCAGGUGUGCCAGCCAUUGGGCCCUGCACGGGCCGAGCCUCUCUCCGCAAAGUCUUCCGUCUGACUUUGACCUCGUUCCUAAGAGCCUGCGGUGCGGGUCACUUGCGGACCAUUAGCGAAGGGUACCCACACCGCAGGUGACACGGGGUCACGGGGGCAGCUGACUGAGAGCACCUGCGGGAUUCUUUAUGCUCUUUUUCCAACGAAAGAAGAACACAGACCCGACUGGGGGAGAUACAGGUGGGCUGGGGGGAAGCAUGUAUUAUACAAAUUACGAUGGAACAUUUACGAAGACUCUAGUGAGUCAGGUUUAACCACAGCUAGGCUGCUUUGAACCUGUGUCAUGAAUUUCUGGGGCCCUGACUUUAGUCUUGUUGGAUUCUGUUGUGUUUGCCAAAAGUUAAUUUCAAAAUACCUGUAGUGUUUCUAGAUUGUUGUUCUGUGGUGACGUGUAGACCCCACUUAUUUUCAAAGAAUGUCAAAAGCUAUUUUUUAAAUAAAGGUAUAUAUUUUCUCAAA
Molecule: messenger RNA, 3471 nt
Organism: Sus scrofa (pig)
Lineage: Eukaryota; Metazoa; Chordata; Mammalia; Artiodactyla; Suidae
Gene: RNF222
Product: ring finger protein 222
Source: RefSeq, a predicted model, not a curated record